UUAUUCCAGUGGAUUACAAAAAACUAUUAAUGAAAAUGGAUGGCUGACGGGAAAAGGACAUUCAUGAAAAGAUUAACUAAAGUAGUUCGGUCUGGGCAUGGGGGGAGAAUGGGUAGCAUCAGUGCCAAGGAAGAGCCUGUUAUAACAGAUCGUUUGAAGGCCGAGGACUUUGUUUUUACAAAGGUUUGUACCGGUAUCACUGAUCACGAUAGUUUGUUAAUAAGCAGUCGAGCACGAACGCAGAGUUCAACAAAUUUAACACAUCUUUGUGUUUGAUUUUUAUUUUUGCAGACUUUUCGUUAUGGCUUUCCGUAUCAACCAACUUGUAUUGCAUACGAUCCUGUUCAGAGUAUUCUCGCUCUUGGAGCUUUCGAUGGCUCUCUUCGCCUGUAUCCUUAUAUACUGUAAUUUAUCUGCAGGACGCUUGCUAGCUUGACUUAAUUAAUUUGCUGACGUACAUCGCUUCAGUUGAACUUGUGAGGUUUAAGGCUUUGUACAUCUCUGUAAUAAAUAGCACGUUUACUAAGUGUGUUUUCUCUUUUUCUUAUUCAGACUACAAAUGUUUACAUGUAUAAUCAAUGUUUAAAGAACAAGUUUACGAGUUUGUUUUUUGGUUUAUUUGUUUCUAUUUAUAUUCAAAAGAUGUUACGUUGUCGACUUCUGCGACAAUUACUAGCCGGAUAUAAGCUUUCAUCGGUGUUGCCAUUGUGAAUGCUGCACGUCGUGGUAUAGUUCAUGAUUAUUUUUUUCUUGGUAGCUUUAAACUGAUGCAAGGUAUAGAUUUCUCAAUGCUUAUGUGUGAUAAUUUUCUUUCAUUAAGCAUAGACCAUGUUUUCAGGCUAAACUUGUUCAUCCCAUGCACCGAUGAAAUAUUAGGGCAAAGAAUCGAUUCGCGCCUUGAAUUAUAGUUUUGGAACGUUUCUCAUUUAUUUUUGUUACGUUGCUUGUCUCCUACUUUAUGGUCUAGUCAACAGACACACUACCAAAACUGAGGCCAAAGACUCAUCGCUAGUCCUUGACUGUUUCUGAAUUAGAUUGGGACGAGCUGGUGUGGAAUGCCACGUUCAACAUGACAGUAGUGCCGCUGUCAGAGAACUUAUAUUCCUCAUAAAUGAGGUGAUAAACACUUGUUCUUCUUUAUUUGUCGAUGACACACUGUCGUUUUAUCCUAAAAGUAUCAUGCUCUUGCAUACAUUCUUUAGAUAAUUAUCUAAAAUAAUGUGUCUCAGACACAAAGGUAUCAUCAUGCAUGCAUUACUGCUCUGCAUUUUAAGCAAGUUUAGUAAAUUUUGCAGUGAAUUUUGGUUCAGUGAGGAUGACAGUCCUUUUUCAUCUUGUAUACUAAUGUCCUGCACAUUGAAUUUCAUCCUUACACUCUUAAAAAUAAUUAACAGGAAAGUUUGUUUAUUUCUAUUAAUAUGCAUGAAAAAAAUUUCACGCAUCUUAUUGGCUAAAAAAAAAUGCAUUUUUAGGUAACAUGAGUGCAGUUUUAACACCAGUGCAAAUAAAGUCAAGAUUGAUUCAAUUUUAGCACACUUGCUAAAAUUUCAUUUGUCUUGACUCUCUGUGAUGCAUUUUUCAUUUAAAUUAAUAACAAGUAAUAACAUGAUUUCUUGCAUAAUUAAGCACUUGUAAAUCUUUCAAAGACUUCAAAUUGCACUUGCCCUUAUUACUUGUGCUUAACACCAAUUUUCACCCAAAAUCAUGUUGUCACCUAUACAAACUAUCUGUUGUCUUAACUAUGUAAUUAAAUUGUCGGGAGAAGUUCCAUUUUUCACUUACUUCUCCUAAAUGUUAAUUUUUAUCCCCAUAACUUCUAUGAGCAACCAAGACAGAAUUUUCCCUUUAUAUCAAGCAGAAUAGUGAUUAGAAUGAAGUUAUAUAUCAAUUAGGAGGUUACUAGUUGAUUCAAUAUCAAAUUCUCUGAACUAACAACAUAAAAAAUGUACAUGGCAGAUAGUAAUGAGAGUGGAAUGGGUGAUUUAACUAUGAACAUCACCAUGGGAAUCUAUGUGAAUCCCCAAUUUGAGUCAAUAUAUUUGUACUGUCUAGAUCUAAUUUAAUUACGACCUUUUUUUGUUUUUGUGUUUGACUUAAUAUUCUUUUUUUCCAAGGGAGCUUUGAUAAGUCUUUGUGAAGAUGACUACAUUCACUUGUGGAAUUUGCGACAAGCCCAACCUGCUCUUGUGCAAUCCUUGCGGUUUAAUCGUGAGAAGUAAGUUUACAAACUUGUGUUAAAGACAGUUUCAAUUUCUGAAAUAAAUCUAUGCUUGCAUGGUAGAACAGAGGGAGAAUAUGGGCCCUUGGUUUUUCUUUGCAUGAAAAGAUGGUAGUCAAAAUUUAUCAUGUACCUCAUACAUGCUUGUGUAAUGAUAGCCUCAAAGAGGCAAGAGUUUGAUCAAGGGUUGGGCCUAGAUACCAAGCAUAGACACUUAGGGUCCCUUUGCACUUUUGGAUCUGCUGGUGAAUUAGUAAGCUUGCAUACAUUGUACAAUCAUUUACAUCCACAAAUGUGAAGAGAAUGGGGUAUAUAUUCUGUAUUUAGCCAGAAUUUUGAGGAAAAGGAGGUAAUUUUGAGAUGUGGAAAGCACCUGUUGUCAUGGUAUGUAAAAUGGCCCCCUAUAUGUUAAAUUGUUUAACCCUUAACUUCCAAGAUCUUAUCGUUAACUCUCCUUACUCUCUUCCACAAAAUUCCUAUGAUGUUUGUCUUGAGAAUGUGGUAUUGUAUCAACUAGUCCUGGAUUGAUAUUUUUCUUUAUUGUUAUCACUUGUCUGCAUGAUAUUGUAUUGACACUGUUAUGAGAAAUUUUUUCUUGGUCACUCAUGGGAGUUAAAGAAUUAAACCUGAAUGUUAAACAUGGGAAUCUUGUAGCAUCAUGCCUAAGUUUAGAUAGAGUGUAACCCUUCCACAAUGUUCUUGAAGUGCAAAAUGUCCUGUGUUGUGAUUUCAGAACAGUUGCUAAUUUUGUUGUUUCUUCCAUGUUCAGAUUAACGUGCAUGCACCUUCCAUUUUCUUCAAAGUGGCUGUAUGUUGGUACAGAAAAGGGAAAUAUUCAUGUUGUAAAUAUUGAGAGCUUUGAGCUAUCAGGAUACACAAUAAAUUGGAAUAAAGUAAUUGAAAUGUGAGUACUGUUACACUUUAAAAAAAUUACAGAAACAAUAGCAUCUUGAAUAUUUCAGGUUGGUUAUAAUUCCAAGUUUUGAAAUGGUUUUCUGUUUUGGUUGAUUGGUUUGUUUCAUUAUGUUCAUUGGCUGGUUUAAAGAACUUAAACCACCCUUGUAAAUAGAAUAAAAAAGAUGGUAUGUUUUAAAGCUUGGUAAGAAAUAGUGAAAGAUAUUUUUUGUCUUGUCAUGAGCAUGGGACAAAGAAAAAAUUCUGAGUCCUCAUGAGGAACUGGAAUUCUGGAAUUCUUAGUCUUCAUGGGGACUCUAUUUUUUUCUGUCCCACACUUGUGACAAGAUGAAAAAUAUCUUUCACUAUUUCUUACUGAGCUCAAAACUUACCAUCUUUCCUAUCCUAUUUACAAACAUGACGCUAUGGACAUUGCUAAUCCAGCAGUAUGCAGGAUGUGUGUCAUAUGAACCUCAUUACAGACCUCCUUCACCAUUGAGUCCUUCUGGCUCAGUGGUAGAGAAUUGGAGACCUUAAAUGUGUGAUUCAGGUGUGAUGUCAUAAUUGCUCAUGCUUCGUUAAUUUUCAAAUUAUAUGGAACAAAGUAAGAAACAAAUAGAACUUGUUUCAGAUUUUGACAUAAAAGAGAGGCCAUUUUAGGAAUUUAUUUGAUUUUUUUUUCUGGAAUGUCGUUUGUAGAAAAUGUAAGUCCCACCCAGGUCCAGUUGUACAUAUAAGUGGUAAUCCAGUGGACCCAAAUAAGGUAGGAGCCAAUGGUCAGUUACUCUCUGCAGCCCUACUACAUCACAGAAUUCAUGUGGUCAAGGAAGUAAUACUUCUCAUCAUUUCACUCUAUUCAAGGAACUACAGUCUAUUAGAAUGUUUAUGGUACCCUUCCAUCAACAAAACACUCCUCCUCUUCAACAAAAAGAUAUCUCUGGAAAUUCCCCCCCUGCCAUUGCACUAAUUCUUUAUCAGGGGAUGUGGCAUUUUGUUCAUGUACCCACAAUCAGCAUCAAAAUUAGAAGACACUUCGUGUUUAGAGAGCCCUAUUUAGGUGUAGAGUAACCCUCCUGUUUCUAUCACACUCUAAAUCAUCACGAGACCCCUCCUACCCCACUCACUGUUACCUGUGGAGUGCAGUAGGAGCUAAAAGUUCAUGGAAUCACAGUGCAAUUGUUUUGGGGAAUGAGGCAGCAAGCUAAUUGGGGGUCAAGAAGGUCAAUGUGUCAACAAUUUUGCUGCCAGUUGUAGAUAGUAAUGGUGGGGAAGUGGGGGCAGGAAAGGUUUAUUUUUCAAUUAAUUUGCAAUAGUAGGUUACUUUCAAGCAAGUGUCUCAAACAUUUCUGUCAAAUGUUCUGGACUAGUAGUACGUGUGUAUGGAUUGUAUGCUGGAUCUAAAGUUUUUAUGUUUAGUUCAUUUAUAUUUACUGUUUGAUAGAUUCAUGCUACAAAUAUUGAUCCCUUUUUGAAAUUUGUGUAUUUUUCAGUUGCUUCUAGGUUUUGAGUCUGGCACCGUUGUUGUUUGGUCCCUUAGAGGGAAGGUUGUAGAACAUAGAUGUGUCUGUUCUCAGGUGAGUUGUUAAGGGUGAAACUAAGUUAGGAUUUUUCAGUUGGGUAGAUAUUUAGAGGAAAUUACAUCAAUGACAUAUACCUCUUCACCUUGUUUCACCAUUGGCUAGAGGGUGGUUACUAACUUUUGAUCUUAAUGUUUGAUUUAGGAAUAAUAUUAUAGGAAAAAACUAGAUCCUAAUCACUGGUAGGGCCAGGUCAAAGGGAUAAUAUAAUAUUUUAGAAGAGGAAGAUCUCUGCCUUCAUAUGUGUCAGGUUGAGAAUGUAACUGCAAUGGUUCAGGCUGUAUAUACACCAGAUACCUCACUCAGACACUGACUACCUCACUCGCACUAAACAGACUUAAGAUUUUCUCUCCCAUUCCUUUUCACUUUGCUUUCCUCGAUGCUGUAAGCUUUGCUCUACUGCUGCAGUUUUUUAACUAAUUUAUCAUGAAAUAUGGCAUGUUUUUCUUCAAUCCAAAUAGCCAAUGACCUCAGCAUAUUGGUUGAAUGAUGGAAAACAGUUCAUUUGCUCUCACAGUAAUGGUACUUUAACAGUAUGGAAUCUCAAAAACAGUGACAAACCAGUUGAGACAUUAACUCCACAUGGUAAGGAAUGUUUUAGCCAGCAGGCACAUUUAAUAACUUCUAAAUGGGCAGAUCAGUCAACUUCCACAAAACCCACUUGUUCACUGUUGCAAUCCUGUACCAGAAGAUAACCUGCCCUCCUAUUUAAGCUUAAAAUCAGAGGAAAAAUCCAAAAUACCCCCUGAAAAUGUGAGCAGCCACCUAUGAGAGUGUCCAUGUGUAAGAAUGUGUAAGUUUGCUUGGAGUUUGUUAUGAAGUUCCAACCAGCUGCAAGUUAGAAGCUCACUGCUUACAAGAGUGUCCACUGAGAGAGCUCUCAGAUGUUGAUAAACAAAGCCUUAACAAUAGAUUCUAAGUCAUAGUUUGUGCACAGAAGUUCUGACAUCUUUUAAACCAAAAAAAUUUAUUGUCUUAGGUAAGAGUGACAAAGGAAGACCAUGUCAACCCAUUUUCAAGGUGCAGUGGUUGGCAGUCAGUUCAGGGUAUGUGCUUUAUUUAACCCUUUGGCUCUAAGAAGGUGACUAUAUGAAACAGUCCUUGACAAUGACAAUAAAAAUGUAAGCAGACAGUUGAUUAGAAUAAAAAAAGUUAUUCACAUGCAAUUAUGAAAUGUGUGGCCAUAAGCUGAGGUUUAAUUAAGAUGGCUAUAAAUGAUAAUAGAAUUGUAAUAUGUAAAGUGCCUUUCUAAAUGAAUGCGCCUAAAAAUGGGUAGUGUUCAAACAGUGGUCUCAAUUUUUCGCAAUGUUGGAAAAAAUGUAGUAGAACACUGUAGUCCGAGUACAAGGUUUUCAGCAAGAAUAAACUUUAUAUUUCUGUUAAGAAUUAUUAGAUAUUAUACUGGAAGGCACUCUUUCUCACCUGGUUGUGUAGUGUUUUGGUUCUACUUGCUAUGCAUUUUUUUGUCAAAUUUGGCUUGGAUGUCUCCCUACCAUCCAUUCAAAAGUUGAAUUUUCAUUUUGAAAUUGAAGAUAUUUAAUGUUUGUAUUUAUAAUACAGUUUGUGCCUUUGAUAUCCUUUAAUUUUUUAGGUCUCUAGCAUCAUAUCAGCUCAAUUUAAAUUUGUUUGCAGAGAUCCAUUGAUGAUAUUCUCAGGAGGGACGUGUAGCAGCAAGAAGAAAGCACUGACAUUAAUGCAAGGAAGUCGCUCCAUAAAAGUUCUGUGCACAGACACUGUGGUGGACUUUGUUUGUAUCAAUUCUACUCCAUGGGGAGAAGGUAACUUGCCUAAGCUUCAUGCAUUAUUGAUAAUAUUAAAUUCAUCAAAACAUGACUGAUACUAACAACAGUAUUCAUGAUCAUGUUUUUUCCUUCUUCAAAAUGUUGCUACAAAACUAACUGUUAAUUAAAAGCAAAAAAAACUAACUCCCAUCUCUUCAGUACUAAUUAAAAGAAGUUACUCAGGCUUCCUUCUUAAAAGAUGUAACAUUUCUAAAUUACCUUAAGUUAGUCACUCAGUAUUACACAGCUUCCCACCCAUACCCCAGCCAUUACCACAAUGGAUUGAUUCCAAUUCUGUGAUCAGUCUCAAAGACUAAUAAAAACAAUUACAUGUGUACUGAUAGUGCCAGGUCUUCUUCAAAGAUUGCAAAAAAACUGCAUGAAAGUAUUGAACAUUGUUACAAAGUGUCUUAAUGGAGACUGGCUGAAAUUAGCACUUGAACUUUCCUUUUAAGAAAAUAAUAUCAAGAAAAUUACAGCAGAGCUGGUGUGGCUUCUGCUUGAAGGCUUCAUUGUACACAAAUUCAAUAUUUUUCUGUGAUCAUUCUUUCACUCAUGAGGUCACCUUCCACUUUACUAACCUUUAAAAUAAGAUUCUGCAUAAGUUUUUAAGGCUCUGAGUUCAGCAUUUCAAGAAAACUCCUACACUCCUAGUGCCUUCUUCUUUCUAUUGCAGAUGUACAAGAUCCUAAAGCUGUGGUUGUGUUAACUCCUGUGAAGCUGAUGGUGUUUGACUUACUCUCAAGUUCUGCAAAGUAUGUUAUGCACAUUAAGAAUUGAUUGGGAUGGAAACUUGCUGUCAGUAGUUUGGAGUGGCUUAAACCUUUGCACAUUAACAUAAGUAUGCCUUCUCCAAACUCCUCUGUACACGUUACCUGUGGUACUGAUGAGGAGAGAACUUGUUCAGUUACGUGGAGCUUCAAAUUGGUUGAUGAUUGUUUCCUUUUAAUUAUUCUUGUGGCCCUUGUCCCUUUUAGCUGCUACACAUUUCCUUGUAUAUUGGUUAUGAAAAUUUGUCCUUAGAACGGGAAAACAACUUCUGCAUGAUAAGUUUGAGUAUUCUCAUCACCUGUUUGCUGGAUAUUGUAUGGGUAUUAAAGGGAGAAGUUAUAUUUUAAUCACUUGUGGGAAUUAAUGUUUGAUUCUGCAAUGAUACAGUAAGGAGAUGCUUGCCUCUCUCAGGGUAAAAAAUAUUUAACACUGUUUUAGAAAAAUGAUCAAUCACAUGCAACACUUUUUUGGGUCCAAUUUUCCUUAGUCAGAAACUGAAUAUCCUUUUGUGGCAAAGCAAUGUAGAAAUAAUAGGGGAGAUUCUAGGCUCUUAGAACUUGAUUUCUCUUACUGGACAUAUGGCUCUAAUAGGCAGUAUAGAUGUGAUAUAAAUCAUUCCCACUAAUGUAAAUUUAAACUGGUUUUACCCUCUUGUUGUGUGGGUAAGUUGGUUUUUAAGAUGACAGCCCUUUUGUAUCUUGAAGUUGCAAUGAAAUUCUCACUUGAUUUUGGGACAAUAAAUGUUACAGGUCUGCUGCAAUGGAAGUACCUUACACAUUCAACAUCCACGAGUCUCCAGUCACUUGUACACAAUUUUACAAUGAGUGCCCAAGGGACUUAAUUGUGGCAUUGGGGUCAACAGCUAGCAGUCGCACACGAAAAAGACAGUUGCAAAGGGGAGAAAGUACUCAGGUUUGUACCUGUUUUUGUGAUAAUCUAGUGCCCUGCAUUUUGAUCAUAUCUUAUGUUUUCUUUCAACUUUACAUGCUCUGUUGCUGCUGAAAGUAACAAUGACAGUGGACAGAAUCUUAGUUUAGUGAUCAGAAACUAUCAUAGUGAAUAGAUAAUGAAAGAUGGUAGUUUCGAGAAGCAAAGAUGUUGUUCAGUUGUCAUAAGUGUGGGACAAAGACAAAUGCCACAAGGACUUGUACUUUAUACAGUUCAAUACUCUUUACCACUGAUCCACAGAGGGUUUUUUCUAAGCUAGGCCAUAUUUGAGGUUCAUGCAAGCAUCUUUCAUACUCUUUGGAUCAGCAAUAUUGAAAAUGUCUUGACUGUAAAUUAAUAAAGAAAAAUACUAACUAUUCAGCUGAUUGGUUAGAUGAUAUUUGUCUAUUUCGUCAUUUAGUUUAAUUGUAAAGUUAUAACAUGCAAGAAAUUAAAACACUCUCUACAGCUAUCUCUUUGCAUGUUUAACGAGGUGUAUAGGAACUGUAUUUAUAUUAUAUGUCCAGGUAUUCCUGAGGUAAAUCUAAGUGUUCUGAUGGGUUCUUACUUAGUCCAUAAUUUGUCAUAUGGACUGUUUCCACAGGAAUGGUCAUAAGCCAUGUAUUUUGGUUGUGAAAGCUAGCAUAUUCAAAAGAAACAUGUUUGGUCUGAUUGCCAUGCACUAAACUGCUAAACCUUGCUUGCUUGAGCUGAUUUAGGAAGAUUGGUCCUUGGUUGUUUUUGUACAAACUUCACUGCACUUGGUCUGUACUGCCGCAACUUCGGGCCAAUAUUCCCCAGAACAACCGUUGCACUCAGUUAAUAAGAAGUUAAUCAAAUCAGUCCACAUGUUAAAAUUUUUUUUUUGUUAAGGCCUGGCCUAUAGCUGGAGGUCUUGUGGGAGAAGCUCCAGAGAAGAGCACCACUGAGCUCAUAAUUACUGGGUGAGGGUUUUACUUUCUCUGUAAAUUACACUAUAUUAAAUUCUUAAAUUUUUUCUAGAAAUGAAUUGAAUGUUGAUGACUAAUCUCUGAGACAAAGUUGAGGAGAUUAUUUCACAACAUUCACUUAGCCUGAGCUGAGGCUCUUAACUUUUUUAGUGUAAUUGUUCGCAUGAUAAAUAGUGUAAAAACGUGAAUUUUAUGAAAUUUUCUAUUCAUUGCACUUGUCAUUUGUCCAAAAAAAAAACAUAGUUUGGCAGAAAGAUCAAGCAGGUCUGUCAACUGGGAAUGACAGAAGCAAAAACUGAAUGAAACUAGAUAGUUGCAGUGCUUGUGUCAACUUCAGUUGGAAGGAAGUGUUGAGCAGGGUUUAAAUGUCUGAAGAGGAGCUAAUUGUCACCACUAUAAUCUGGAGAGUUUAGCGCCCCCCCCCCCUCUAUUAUUUUGUGUGGGGUGAUUAGAGAGAGAUGUGACAGAAUUCUCAACCAAUCAGUUGAGAGAAUGUCUAAAAUCACUUGAGUAAUCAUGAUAUGAUAUUAAAUUUACACAUGACCCUCCCUCAAUUGCAAAUGUUUACAAGUAUGUAAUUAAUUCUUUGUGGCACUGUUUUUGUUCCAACAAAAACAGUGCCACAAACCCUGAUAACCCUUGCUAUUAAUCAAAACUUUAUCCAAGAAAAUUGCAGUUAUUCACAUUCUAUAGCAUCAUGGUUAUUUAUCAUAAAAAAAACCACCUUCAUUUGUUGUAGUCAUUCUGAUGGAUCUGUAAAGUUCUGGGAAGGUUCAUCAGGUUAGUUUUACUCAAUUUAACUGUAUAAUAUUGUCAUGAUACACUAUAGCUUGGCUGGAUUAAUUAUGUUAAACCAAAGUGAUUGCAACGGCCAAUCAGAACAUAGAAAAUAGGACAAGGAGCCAAUGAGAACUCAUUUAAAAACAAACUAAAGAAACAGGAGUGACCAAGCAGGACUGUUUCUGUUUUUUGUUUUAUUUGAUUGGUGGAAAGGUUGUCGCUAGUUUCUUGGUCAUUCCUAGAAUGAAGUAAGGAAAAAACCGUUGCAAUCCCCUAUCACUUGAAACACACCCCUUAAAAUUUUCUCGCUGACUAAUGAAAGGAAGCAGGUUUAGGUGCUAAGAAAGUUAAAGUGUGGGGGAACAAACAUAUAUGGCCAAUGCAUUGCAUGUCAGCUUUCAAAUAGUGAUCUCAUCUUUCCGUCCUAUUUACUCCAACAGCGGUCUUAAAAUGUCUCUACAAACUUUCAACAAGUAAAAUUUUUGAAAAGAGCACAAAUGCAGUCGAGAGCGGUGACGCCAAUGGCCAUUCUGAAGGCAGUAGUAGCGGUGAACAUUCUCCCCCCUCCGUGGUCGACAUUGAUUGCUAUGCUGUCAACAUGGUAGAACUGUGUGUUCGAAGUCGGACACUUCUAGUGGCUGGCACCAGCCAUGUUAUAGUUUAUCAGUUCAGCCUUGUUGAAGAGACAUUAGAAUUAGUGGUAAGGUUUUGUCUGAUUUAUUUUGCUUACAUAAGCUUUUAAAACGUUGAUUAACUUAACAGUGUAAAAGCCACACAACUUUGAUCGACUUUUUCUUAUUUGGUGAAAACAACGAGAAAGUGCGUAAGGGAUUGCAAACUGAGUGUCAAGUUUGUGCAAAGCAAGAAACUUUACAAGAUUCCCGGAACUCCAGGUUAUAUUUAGCAUCGAGAGGGAGGGUAAUCUACAGUAAAUGGUUAGAACUGGAAGAAAGAGGGUUUACGAUUAACCCAAAAUGACACAUCGUUUAAAGGAAAAAUUUUCAUAGUUAACUUAUUUUACGACUUGCGGUUAAAAUAAGUCAAUUUUUACGCCCAACAGCUAAAUUUUUUCGACCGUUUUACUGCAAACGGUUACCCCAUCGAGAUCCACAAGGAACAGUCCUUUCUGUGGUGUUAUUGUCACCUGAAAGGGGGGGGGCGUUGAUUGUGAAAACGUGUAGUCCCUUUCUCAGAAGACAGUCAAAUUUGAGACUUAAUUUGUUCCCUCAGCUGUUUACAAUCACUUUACAGGAUUGACAGCCAAAACUUUUGGCCUUGAAUAAUUACUCUAUGUGAAGGUGCAAUAGUAUUAAUGCAAAGAACACCCUUAAUUUCAAUUGUCAAAAUUAGACUUCAUACAGAUUAUUCUUAGCAUUUGAUUUAGACAGCGCAAGUAGACUUAUGUAUUUUGUAUGUUCUGACACGAUGUUCUGUAAAUGGCUUUAGCAACUUGACGUCAAUCUUCUGUUUGACGCGGGUAUGGAUGGGUCACCAGACUCCGACCUGUUCAGUCCUACUGAAGAUAAAGGAGAGGGACUGGCACACAGUCCUACGCCACUCUCUAUGACUGUGAACUGUCCCACCCUAACUUGCAAAACUGGUUUGUACAAGAGAUCGCCAGGAUUCCAACCCACACUCUGUUGCAUGAUUCCAUCAGCGAGCUGUGAUAUCGUGCCUCUCAGCAACAUGGCAAUUAGCUCAGAGUUUGGAGUGUAAGUUGAAACAAACUGUUUCUUUACGUAAGAGUUCAUGAAUAUCUUGUGAUUGUCUGAUGCGUUCAUUAACGAUUUUUAUCUUAAGGUAAAAAAUAAGUGAUUCUAAGUGAACUCUAAUUUGUCACUCACAUAAAAAUAUCAUCUUGAUCAUUAUGUUCCUUUUAUCAUAUUCAGUUUGAGUCUCCACAGGCGUAAGAGCCGGCAGAGGGGUUGUUAGAGGGUGGAAAUAGUAUAAGGAGAUAUCAGAUUUUCUGCAAAAUCUUUUAAAUUUAUACAAAGACAUUCAAGUUUGUAAAAGUAAUUUUGAAAAAAAUGAGUGAAGGAAACUCUUCUCAUUUUAUUACACGACAUAUGACAAAACAUAUAUACCGGAAAGAAAUCCAACUCAUGAUCGAACAAUGACUUCCAAAAAGGAGAAGUGGACAAAAUACCGGAAAUAUAGUGUAGCUCCUUUAAAUGCUGGUCACAUUUCACAUUGAAUUUUACAGAUUUGAAAGUCUUCAUUUUAAAUGGGACAGUUGAUAGACCUCAAAAUACGGGUAGUGUUGUAAUUUCGCUAUAUGUUUUGAAUCCUUUACAGCAUAUCCAUCAGCAAUGGGCCGUCAUUAGCACUGGUUGACACAGUUCAAAAGAAACUUAUUACUUUGUUGUCAGCUCAAGACAUGUCUGGUAAGGAAAUCUUCUGAGUCAUAUAAUGUUUACGAUAUUAUUGAGAACACAAAAUGAUUUUCACUUCCUGUAGUAAGAUUUUAUCAGUCUGUGUCUUUUCCCACCCUUUUUUUUGUUUUGUUUGUUUGUUUUUUCAAUAUUUUUGUCUGUUUGUUGAAAAAAGCUACGAGCUUGUAUGCGCUGAGAGGAGGCCGCGUGCCGAGCGCUUGGUCCUUCGCUAUUGUUCUGCGUUCGAGAGUUAAGUCGUUUCCUCGCAACUGUGCAUCGAGGUCCUUGAAAAUAUUUGGAGCGUCUCAAAAGUCGCUUUUUGAUUCUCGAAACUUGGGCGUCGUAAGUCACGAAUUGAGUGUCGAGAUAAGACUGUCACCUUACCUUUGAUCGGUACUGUAUGUCUUUUUGUAAAAGUUAUUUUAAUUUUUUUUGUUGUUGAGAAAGCUACGAGCUCAUAACUACUGGGAGACCCGUCUACUGCUCAGUACAUGUUAUUUGCCCCUUGCAUUAUAGUUUCCUUCUCAGGCCUGGUUUGGUCGCGUCUUGCAGUGAGGGGAAAAUUGGAUUCAGGUUUGGGAGGACAGUUAAAUGCUGCUUUGGUUUCUCUUAACACUACCAAUGGCAAUAUUCCUCAGCCUGACAUGCUACAUGGGCCAAUGAGCAUUUAUUUAUACUCAUUUUUUUUUCUUUUUCAGCUGUGACAGAAUCGCCAUCGUCAUCUGCUAAUUCUGUUACAACUCCUGUGACAACUGGCACCCCUAUAACAUUUACCAUGAACACUGAUGGUUCAGGGGGGGAAUUCCACGUAGAUCUUAGUUCAAAAUCAGAGAGAAGGAAGAGCCGUCCUCCUCGCCCACCUCCCCUGGCGAGGCGGCUAAGCAAGCCUGGUGGUGACGGACAGGGCGAAAGUGAUGCUAUCGAUGGGAUUCGACAAAGAUCAAGUAGUGUUGCGAACAUGGAUAGUGGCCCCCCUGACAGCAUCAGCUGUGUGCGCUUUGCUUGCACUUUUACCAGAAAGAAUGGUAAGUAGAAAACUAAACGAACAAGGUUCUCAAACAAAAAUACGACUGAGUGGAGGUUAAUUGAGUCUUCUUUAGAGCCAUUCCUUGGGUCAUUUUGUGGUAAACUGCGGAUGCCUAGCCAGAAAUUCUUGACGCCUACCGUCCCUUCUUAGUACUUUGAGAUAUAUGCAUGGUUCAUUUUUGACGAAACAUAUUCCUGCUCCACGUUGAUAUACAGAACAAUGGAGUAUAUGUUCGCAAGCGUCAUAAAUCUUUGGGUCCGACUCAAAGUCAUUUUAGGCGGAACUGCUGACCGAGGGUUAAAAUGAUCUCCGGGUCGGGCCCCAGAAAAUAUAUGUGCUCAAGAACACAAACUGCGUUAUCCCUUCGUCAGAGCGAUUGACGUUUCGAGCAUUAGCUCAUCAGCCUGAGUAUUAGCUGACGUUUCGAGCAUUAGCCCUACGUCAAUCGCUCUGACGAAGGGCUAAUGCCCGAAACGUCAUUUUUUUUACUCUUUACGGUGGGCAAUUUACGUUUUCAACCCAGUUGUUAACACUAAAUUACCUGUUAUACUCUCCCACCGACGCAGCACCACAGUUUCUUUAGAAACUUACCCCCUUUAUUCGUUUAAAAUAAUAGUUGACUUAGCCUUUUUUGCCUCGAUCGUGUCUUCGAAACUGAGAGAAAACUUUCGCUUACAGCGAGGCAACAAGAACCAGUUAUAAUGAAGGGUGCUGUAUUUUCGGCCUUUUUAAAUACGUUAAUAAUCUUUUUUGUUUUUGUAGACAAUUUGAUUAGCCCCUGUUUGUGGGUUGGAACAGCCCUCGGAAAUGUUUUUGUUGUUGUUUUGAACUUGCCCGUUGGAGAUCAGAGAGAGUCACAGCCGGUAUUAACAAUUACAACAGGUAACAGAAUAUUCUGUACUGAAAUGAAAGCCUAAAGGGAUGCACUCGUACGUGGCCCAUACGUUGGCAAUCAGGCGUCAUUGCCAUUUCAGAUUCCAUGUUGAAGUGUGUCUGUUCAGUAACAGGUCACAAAUGACGUUACACUGCGGUAAGAACAAUGGUGACCUCAUCUGUGCGUCAGUUCUCCAAUAGAUCAUUCUUAAGAACCAAGGCGUGUACCAAUCAGCUAAUCAUUUCAUUGAGAUUGCGAUGAGAUUACAAUACGCAUGCGUACUCUUUAUUGACCAUUCCCCAUUCUUCUGCAGGAACGUUAUGUCAGCCUAAAGCUGGUAUGAUCCUGAGCAUAGAUAUACUGGAUGGCCAAGGACAUCUCUUUCCAUCACCAUUUCAUUUCUGGAAGGAAAACGAUUCACACCAUAAUAAGAGUUAGAGUUGGAAUUAUUCUGCUUUUUACUUCUGUAAACCGUGACGUUCUGACAAGCUCCUUAUCUAGUGCUUCAGAUUUUCUAAUAAGCUUUUCUCUAGCGUACUCCCGCAAACAAAUACUACAAAUUUGAAAACAUAAGGAAAAUGAAAUGCUGCAAUAUGCCCCACAACUUAUUAUACAUUCCGGAUGUUAUUCAAUUGGGCUUAUUAGUUUAUUCGUGAAAGAGAUUUUUAAAAGCCAGCUUUAGCGUUCGUAGAGAAACAUUUUAUCCUUAUUCAUACAGUAGUUAUAGUGCGUUCCACUUCGCUGUAAUUGUGUCGUUGCAGUGCAUCGUGGCUACUUUUGAGUGUGGAAAAUGGAAGGAAUGUAUCAAUGUUUUGGGAACACACUAUCUUGAAAGUUUUAUCUUUAGUAUAGAAAGGUGUAUGAAGCCUGAACUUAAAAAGUUACCGUAAUUACUCUUUUUUACCACUAGGAAACUCUCUGUUAACAAGAGAAGUUUUCGAUAGGCAUUUUGUUGCUAUCUGCACAGAAAGAGAAGCCAAGGUUAGUACUGAUAUAUUAAAAAAAAAAGUCAACAGCUCAGUAGAGACUCUUUCGCUUGAAUUUUUCUUUUUUUUUUUGUGUGUAAUAUUGCAGCAGUUGCCACCAUAGAUUAUUCAGGGAAUGUCAUGUUUCUUUUAAUGUUAGCAAAGAUGAUUCAAUGUGGGCUCAUAUGAAUAUUGGCGCAAUGAUAAGCGAAGCGACGAGGGCAAUUUGGAAAAUUUUGAAAACUCAAGUGCAAUUAAUCCUUAAUAGUACGAGGUCUCGUGGGAUUACUUGUUUAUCAAUAAAGGGUAAAAUUUAUACGAAGGAAAAUCACGCGCGCAGUCUAUUUUUAUCUGGGAAGCCUGUUUAGCGCUACGGCAAAUCAUCAAUCAAAUUGAACUGACCAAUCGAUUCAAUGAAAUUUUAUUCUCCAAAACUGUGUCGUGAUACACUGCCAAAAGUCUAGAAAACAAAGCUCAUUUCAACAGAGCGUUUCUGCCAACAGAAAAACAACAAAGUGCUUUUAACUGAACAAGGUAAUCAUGCCCUCUCUUGAUUACUAAAAAUGCCCUCGAUUAAGAAAAAAUGCCCUCUCUCUCAACCAAUCAGCGCUCAGUAAUUUUGCCCUUUAUUGAUAACGAUAUUAAUCAUAACGAUUGCAAUUUUUCCAAAUAUGAUUGUGGCAUUAACUGCUAUAUUUUUCACAUAUUAUUCUGCAGAGUUGUAAUCGGACAGUGUAAUCGGACCGUGGGCUGUAAUCGGAUAGUCAAAGCAGCCAAUCGUACUAAGUCCUCUGAGCUAAAUUCACCAAUCACAAAAUUGAUUACAACAGCCGUAGCAAAAGCCACUUACGCUACAGUUGCAAUUGAUAUUUCGUGAAAAGUUUGCUGUGUUGCUGCAGACGUUUUGGGAAGUGAAGCUUGAUUCUGACUCAAGCAAUGCCUGCUGCUUUAAAAACGUUUUAAGAAAGCUUUGUCUCAGGAGUGCUAAACUGGGCCCUGCUUAUUGCAACUCAGUUGUGGCGCAUCAAAAGGGCGAGACAGUGGGCAGGAGAAUCGGCUAGAAGAAACAAUUUUACCUAGUUUUCCGCUUGUAGAUACUUCACUGAGCAGUUAAUGUCACACAAUUUUCCCUAGUGGCCUGCGUAGAAGUUUUUAGGGACCCAUAUUCGUAACGUCUCCGAAGGAGGAAACCAAGCCACACUAUCUUAGGAUUAGUUGUUGGCAGUAGGAAAUAUUUUCUUGUGACUUAUCCUUUGUUUAAUCUUCAGGUUUACUCUUUACCCACGUCACAUACGAAUCCAAAAAGUUUCUCUGAGGCAAAUCUAGUCGAGGACGUGGCAGUGUUGCUCAAAGCAGCGGCUGUUGUUGUUCAAGGUAACUGAGAGUUUUGUUCAAAGUUGUUUUACCUUUAUACUAAUCAGUUUAUUCAAUCUCGUGACUUUCUGAUGUAGUUACACUGGCGCUUUGAAGCUUUUUUGCAGAGAAGCAAUAGAACCCUGGAUACCUUUCUGUAAUCUUGAAUACAAGACAGUGGUUACAAGGCCUUUGCUGCCGCGAAAAGGAACUUUUCUUUCCCCUCCAAAUUCACCUCAUUUCAUCUCUGCAUAUUUCAACUUUUUAUGGUUCCACGUAGACUUGUCUCAAUGUAUUUUAGGCUAUUUAGGCUUGACGUCUUCGCUCCCUACUUUUUUCUUUUUUUUAUUGAAGGCAGCAGCUGCUUAUUGUGUCUAAACAGUCUUGGAAAGCUGCUUGCUCUGAGUCUGCCCAACCUGUCACCGCUUAUGGACGUGGAGUGUUCGUUUCUUAUGAAAGAUUACAGGUAGGCCUGGUGCUGUAAGUCUGCGCGCGUGCGUGCGUGGAUGCAUGCAUAUGUAUAAACGAGCGUGCUACCUCAUGUAGUACGGCAAGUCAGGCCUGGCGUUCAGAACCCCUUUGCGUAUUUACGAGAGUGAGAUAGAACAUCCAUGUUACACUAUGAUGGACUACAAAUGGGUAUGGUGCUAGGAACUCAUUUAACGGCGCAUCGCGAGUAGGAGUUAAGGUGUGCGCUUGUGGGCAAUUUUUGUAGCAUGUCAAGCUACAAAACUCUUCGCUGGCUAGCAAGUUUUUCUGUAGUAAACCAUAGAAUGUACCAUAGAAUGUACCAUUGAAUGUUCUUAUAAUAUUUUGAAUACAAUGAGCUUACACUUGUUUAAUUUUGUUUUAAGAUUUCUUAGGACGCUUGUGUUCUCUGAGGACGCACAAGCAGUAAUUUUGUGCUCCCCGUUCGAAAUUCAAAGGCUCUCGAUGUUUGCCAGACCAGGGUGAGUGUAAAGGUUUGAACAGAUCAGCCUGAUUGUAACCUGAGUGCUGGGUUAGGCUCAUCGAUGCACCUAAGUGUCUCCCCUUGGUUCUCGUGGUCCGUGAACAGGAGUUGCGGCAGCUGCUAGUUUAGAACCAUUCUACACUUGGAUGUGGGAGCUAUAUCAUUUUGAUAUUCUUCUUCCUUGUUUGUUUGGGGGAAAAAACGAUCACAACGAAUGGCAACGGGUUAUGCAGCCAAUUGACGUAGCCAAGGGUCUGAUAAUUGCUAGCUCUACUUAAGCUUCUUGAUUUAAAAUUUGGUUUAAUACAAUGAGAAAAUCGCAUAACCGCAGAUGAAAGUGAGAAGGAAAACAGGAGUCUGGUGAUAUUGUAACUGGAGGCUAAUUACUGAUCAAUUGUGGGAGUGUGAAUGGGCUUCCUGUGCAGCUAGUGUAGUAAUCAUUUUGUGUCUUUUCCAGUAUGCUAACAGAAAAUCAGGGUUCAUUGUUCCGUGCCAUGGAGACACCCGAACCCCCCAGUAAAGGUUUCUUCAGCAGCUUAUUCAGCACUGCUGUCUCACCUCUUGAUAGAGAACAGCUCUGUAAGUAUUUCACAUCCACGACAUUCAAGGUGGUUGAAUGUUAAGGGAUGUAAAAUUCAUUGGUCAUAAGCGUGAGACGAAGAAAACAUUUUUGUUUCUCUAAUGGCACCUAUUAACUCAAUAGUACGAAUUGGUUACUUUACUACUAGAUAUCGGUAGCCUUAUGGGCAAUAUCAUGCACUUAUUGCAUGAGUGGGCAUACGGGAAAUAUUUAGCUCGAGAUCAUGACGUACAUUAUGUCUUUAAACUCUCUAAUUUCCAUAUGUGAAGUGUUGAUUCUAUGGACGAGUAAUGGAGAGAGAGAGCUAACUUUUAUUUCUCGUCAGUUGGGACAGCCAGCGGGAGUGCGUCUCGCAGUUUGACCAAUCGCUUCCAUGGGCCAGGAAUGGAAAAACUGCAGGAAACGUCUAGUGGAUUGGCUGGUGUUCUUGCUAAAAACAAACAGGUUUGUAAGAGAUAGGGAGGUAAUACUGGAUCAGUAGUUGUAGCAUGGAAUUUAUUUGGGAAAGAAGUAACUUACCACUUGAAAUAAGAAUAGGCACAGAGAAGGUAGGGUGUAUUCUUCUACCGCUUCUUAGUGAUAUUAGAAGCUGAACGUUUCGAGGAAGGAACCAAGAGAUCCUGUGGAAAGAUCGUGGUAGAUAGGAUGAGAUCCGAUUGUAAGGCUACCCCCUAAUGACUACAUGUUAGGAAAUCGAAUUCCACGCGACACUGAUAAGAGGCGAAAGCUCUCGCCCCCUCCCCUCUCUUAAGCUGACUCUUUCUCCCUUGACCCUUUUAAUACCUUCCGUUUUCCAGGCUCUUACAGAGAGGGGUGAGAAGCUUUCUGAUCUCGAGAUGAAGACUGCAGAGAUGAAUGUGCGAGCUAAGGCCUUCGCGGACGCUGCUCACCAACUGUCACUCAAAUAUAAGGACAAGAAAUGGUAUCAAGUCUAAGAAUGCCCUCGCGUGUUUUUCACGCGCUCGUCCGUGUUCGUCACGUGGCUACAUAGCAGUGAUGCUGACCUUUGGAUGACAUUAGAAAUUAUUUCCCUGCGCAUGUUGGAGGCAUAAAUGUUGAUAGAUGAUUGCAUGAAUACAAAGAAAUCGAAUUCUUUGCGGCGCCUGGAGAGUUCGAUCGAAAUAGAAUUUACACAAGUGCGUAAAUAAUUGUUAACCUCUUUCGAGUUAUCGGGCAAGGAGAGAAGCAGAAGACUCGCUUUAGAAAUAUUCAAACCAUUAAGAAAAUUAUUUAAAUGAAUAAUUAAUCGUGUAUUUUUGUAGUGUUUAAAGAUAUAAAAGGGUUGUAAGCAUUUUCAUCAGUUUCUAGUCAACAGAGUAAACUUCUUGGGGCAUCGUCCGAAUUUUGUCAUUGGUAUGAAAAACUGAGAAUAGGUGUUGAAAUAGAGUACCAGAUAUUCAAAAUUACAAGUAAACAAAGAUUAGCGCAAGAAAUUCUCGUUUUUGCCACAUUAUUGGUGGAAUGUCUUCCCCAGUUGUAAGCCAUUUGUCUGUGACAGUUUUUGCAAUCUACGUUACUUGGCAUCACAGUUUCAACGCCAGUUUCGAGCAGUUUUUAUUUUAGUGGUCAAUGUUCGAUAUGUAAGAAGACUGUUCUGUAAGAACUUGAAUUCAUUUGUAGAAACUGCCUGUAAUUGAUUUUGUGUUUUGCAAGCAUACGUUCCUGGAUUGAGGCUUGAAAUACUUUCUAGAAAGUCCUGCGAAAAAAAUCCCUUCUUAUCUGCUUUCUUGAGGCGUGAUAAAGAAUUUCGAUGCAUAAGAUAGAUUAUUUCCCACCCGUUACCGAACUAAUCAUCGGGCUUCUUUCGACUCCCAUUGAUAGAAGACAGAAGAUUAAAGAAACAGGCUUAGAAGUUCCUGGACAAACAGCUCCUAAUCGGAUAUUUCUUCAGUUUGCAUUUAACGUUGGGAAAUAUGAAAUAUCAGCUUUGUUAAAAAUCAGUUACAUGACUGUGUACCAUGCUCUUGGUGUACGAUCUGUAAUAUUGGUUUUCAGUCCCAGAGACGUUUUCUAGAAAGGCGUGUAACACCCUCAACGCACAAAUAACAAGUAGUCGUUAAAUUUAUAGAUUGGGGUAAUAUUUGUUUACCUAUUGCUGCACGUCGCUUCAUCGUAUCAAAAUUUUCAGGUAUG
This is a messenger RNA of Pocillopora meandrina, 20154 nucleotides long. The record is from the annotation of a GenBank genome assembly. Lineage: Eukaryota; Metazoa; Cnidaria; Anthozoa; Scleractinia; Pocilloporidae.